GGCAGCUACAGUCGAACAUCAGUUCUAAUCCAAAAGUAGUUCAUUCGUUUCACUAAAUUCAUCACCACGAUGAUUCACCGGUCAAGCUUGUGGCUGCUCAUCUUGCUGGUUGUCAAUGGAGUUUGGCUGGGAAGUGCCCAAGUUCCAUUUCCCGGCAAGUGUCCGGAUGUCAAAGUUGUUGACCCCUUCGAUGUGGAGGAGUACCUGGGUGUCUGGUAUGAGUACGCAAAGUAUCCAUUUUCCUUUGAGAUCGGUAGGAAAUGCAUCUCCGCCACCUAUGGUUUAUUAGACGAAAGCACCGUGUCUGUGCUCAACGCGGGUAUAUCUCAACUCACUGGACAGCCCUCGAAUAUAACUGGAACAGCCAAGCUCCUUGGACCUGGUCAAUUGGCAGUAGAAUUCUUUCCCGGCCAGCCGCAAACGGAGCCUAACUACUUGGUUUUGGGCACCGACUACGAAUCAUAUGCCGUUGUCUAUAGCUGCACUAGCGUUACUCCCUUUGCCAAUCUUAAAUUAGUUUGGAUCUUGACUCGUGAACGUGUACCUUCAACGGAGACCAUUGAUAAGGCCGAGAAGAUCUUGGUAGAUAAUAAUAUAUCGCAGGCACCUCUCGUCCAAACUGCUCAGAAGAACUGCUCCGAACAGUAGAUGAUGCUAUGGAUGUGGAUGACUUCGUCACCAUUGUGGUGCCAAAAGCCAUCAAAAUUAUGUUACUUAAACUGCAAUUAUUCAAGUGUAAAAAUGUCGAUAUUUGAAUGUUCUUAAAUGUGAGAAAUAAAAGCAAAGAAAUCAAUGGA
Drosophila elegans is the source of this 797-nucleotide messenger RNA. Its product is annotated as apolipoprotein D-like. The transcript is spliced from 6 exons. Bases 70 to 648 code for a protein of 192 amino acids. The record is from RefSeq and is a predicted model, not a curated record. Gene Ontology annotation, molecular function: pigment binding. NCBI's taxonomy places the organism in Eukaryota, Metazoa, Arthropoda, Insecta, Diptera, Drosophilidae.